This is a messenger RNA of Fusarium falciforme, 1368 nucleotides long. RefSeq names its product Lactamase-B domain-containing protein. The record is from RefSeq and is a predicted model, not a curated record. Gene Ontology annotation, molecular function: N-acylphosphatidylethanolamine-specific phospholipase D activity. Bases 1 to 1368 code for a protein of 455 amino acids. Gene Ontology annotation, cellular component: cytoplasm; membrane-bounded organelle. NCBI's taxonomy places the organism in Eukaryota, Fungi, Ascomycota, Sordariomycetes, Hypocreales, Nectriaceae. Gene Ontology annotation, biological process: N-acylethanolamine metabolic process; N-acylphosphatidylethanolamine metabolic process. The transcript has 2 exons.
AUGCCGCGCCUGCUCCGUCCACCGACCCGUCAACUCUGGCAUCAACUUCAACAGACAAAUACAGCAGCCGUACAGCAGCAGCAGACCUACUCGUACUCUACCAGCUCAUCGGUAGCUUCGCCCACCAUGGCUUCCAUCGCCAACUCAGCUUCCGCCAAGCUCACCUCCACCGAGACCGGCUCCCAGGACGCGUCCGCUCCCAAGACCCCCAUCUCUACUACCUCAAUCGUCUCCAAGAUCCCCGGCCGGUCUACCAUUCCUGCAGAAGCCGCCUCGAACCCCCAUCAUGAGAUCAAGCGCGGUACUGUAGUGGGAUUCAAGAACCCUUAUCCUUCAUGGAGUGGUGCUCCAGGUUUCGGCACCAUGCUCCGACGGGUCGUCUGGCCUUCCAUCACCGGCGAUCUCAAGAUGCCCGAUACCAGCCCUCCUACCGUUCCCGUCGUCAAGCCCCAAUGGCUCCCUGAUCGUGAUAGCUCCGACAAGCUUCGCGCAACCUGGCUAGGCCAUGCCUGCUACUACGUCGAGUUCCCCUCAGGUCUGCGGGUGCUCUUCGAUCCCGUCUUCGAGGACCGCUGCUCUCCCUUUACCUUUAUGGGCCCCAAGCGAUACACCCCACGACCCUGCGAUAUCAAGGACAUUCCCAUCGUCGACGCCGUCGUCAUCAGCCACUCCCAUUACGACCACCUUUCCCACUCCUCCAUUCUAGAGGUCCAGAAGCACCACCCAGAAGCCCAGUUCUUUGUCGGCCUCGGCCUGGAGACGUGGUUCCGCAAGACGGGCAUCCACCACGUUACUGAGCUCGACUGGUGGGAGGAUGCCGAUCUCAGCGUGACCGUUCGAGACGGAGACCAUACUCGCGAGAUGACUGCCCGCAUCUCGUGUCUGCCCUGCCAGCACACAUCAGCUCGUACGCUCUGGGAUAAGGACACGACCCUCUGGUGCUCAUGGGCUGUUCGCGCCGACGAAAAGUCGGUCUGGUUCGGUGGCGACACUGGAUACCGUGCUGUUCCAGCCAUCCCUGCCGGAAUCGACGACUACGGUGCCGACUACGAAGCUCUCCCCAGGUGCCCACAGUUCAAGCAGAUUGGCGAGCUCCGCGGACCUUUCGAUCUCGGCCUGAUCCCCAUUGGCGCAUACUACCCUCGCGUGGCCUUCUCGGCUAUGCACGCCAACCCGUACGACUCGGUCGAGAUCUUUUGCGACACAAAGUGCACCCGCGCCAUGGGCAUCCACUGGGGCACGUGGGCGCUGACCAUGGAGGAGGUGCUCGAGCCGCCCAAGAUGCUCAAGGAGGCGUUGCGCAAGAAGAAUAUCCCCGAGGUUGGAGUCUUUGACAUUUGCGACAUUGGUGAGAGCAGAGAGUUUUAA